UACGACUGUAGUUGAUCAAUUUUUUACGACUUAAAGCUUAAAACACCUAUUGUAGAUCCAGACUUAUUGUUUUUUCGAUAAGAUGAUAAAUACUCUGUCUUCGAAAAUGGAAAAGCUGGUUUUCGACUCUAGGAUAGCAUGGAAAGCAUUAAAUGGAAUAUUUGCUGUUUACAAACCACCAAUGGUUACGUAUUUAGGCGCACGGGAUACCAUAAUUUAUCGUCUCUGCGAAGAUUUGAACAGUAUGCGUGUACGUCAACCAAUCAAACAUGUCUGUAUAGAAGGUGAUACAACUAAGGCGAUGAAAGUAUUUAUACAUCCGAGCUAUGCGGAUCAUCCAUUAGUCGUAGGUCCACGAUAUCAACCUAAAGACUUCAUAUUGAUAUGCGCUAAUUAUCUGAGUAGAGACAUGUCUGGCCUCAUGGUCUGCGGUAUUAAUGAUGGUGCCAAAUGGGUUCAUAAAUUGAAAGAGUCCAAAUCUCCAACUAGUUAUAGAGUUAAAGGCCUUUUAGGACAAGCAACAGACACAUAUUUUAUAACUGGAAAAAUCAUCGAGAAGUCUACAUAUAAAUACAUUAAGCGGGAUGCAAUUGAUAAAAUAUGCGCUUCCAUGCAAGCUGCUCAUCAGAGAAAGAUGUUUGAAUUGUGUGGAUUAGAUAUGCAGAGUCAAGCUGCAUAUGAAUUGGCUGUGCAAGGUCCGAUAAGACCUGUUGACAUAAACAUUCCAAUGAUAUACAAUAUAAAAUGUAUAGAUUUCAAAUCUCCUGAAUUCACAUUAGAAAUUGUUUGUAUAAACGAGAAUGAUAUGUAUUUGAAAACUUUGAUUCAUGAUUUGGGAAUACAGCUCCAUAGUGUCGCUACGUGUACUCAAAUACAGUGUUUUCGGUAUGCGUUAUUUGAUCUAAAUCUUGCCUUGUUGAAAAAACAUUGGGAGCUGGAAAACUUUUGUAAUAAUAUUGUACAAUGUAACACUAUAAUUAAUGAAAAUAGGUAUUUGUUGAAACAAGGUAGUCCGAUAUUGAUAGAACGAAAUAAAUAAUUGAAAUCUUUUAAACUGUAAUCAAAUGUACAUAAUAAUAAU
Trachymyrmex septentrionalis is the source of this 1081-nucleotide messenger RNA. Its product is annotated as probable tRNA pseudouridine synthase 2. NCBI's taxonomy places the organism in Eukaryota, Metazoa, Arthropoda, Insecta, Hymenoptera, Formicidae. The record is from RefSeq and is a predicted model, not a curated record. Gene Ontology annotation, biological process: pseudouridine synthesis; RNA processing. The transcript has 4 exons. Bases 83 to 1039 code for a protein of 318 amino acids. Gene Ontology annotation, molecular function: pseudouridine synthase activity; RNA binding.